AUGUCCUUUCCCAUUAAGUUACUAAAUAAUAAAAAGGCACUAAGAGUAAAUAAGGUCAAGGAUGAAAAGGUGUUGAAGAUCAAGAGGGAGUGUGAUCAAUAUUAUGACUGGUAUAGAAGUACAGGUUCUCAAGUAUUUAAAGACAUGCUCACAGUGAAAAAGAAAAGAUUAAGACAGGCCUUAAAGGAAGCUAGGUGUAAAAAAACUGAAGAUAUAAUACUAACAUCUGAAAAUAAGACACGUGCAAUGUGGAAUAUGAUUAACAGUCAGUGCAACAGGAAAAUGACUUCACAGGCUGAAGGCAGUAAUCUGAAUGCUGCACAGUUAAAUACAUUCUUCACUGAGAAGGUGCAAGAAAUAAUAAAGGUGAUUGGCACUUCCAAUAUAGCCACUGAACAUAAAUACUACCUGAGAAACACUGCAAAGCCUGAAAGUACAUUUAGCUUUAAACUGGUCAAGGUACAGGAUGUUACUAAUAUACUGAGGAAAAUGAAGAACAGUUUUAGUAAUGACGUUUAUAGUUUAAGUUCAGCCAUGUUAAAGUGUGAUUCAGUUAAAUUGCCAGAAUUGAUAACACGUGUAGUAAAUACAUGUAUUUUGGACGCUCAGUUCCCAAAGGCACUAAAGUUUGUUAAAGUCACUCCAAUACACAAAAAAGGCAGCCUCUCAAGUUCUGAUAAUUUUAGGCCUGUUUCAAUUGUGCCAAUCUUGUCUAAAGUGAUAGAAGCUACAUUAAAUAAUCAAAUAGUAAAAUACUUUGAAGAAAACAAAAUCUUCACUGAUAGUCAAUUUGGCUUCAGAUCAGGGUUAGGAACUGUUAAAUCUGCCUGA
Molecule: messenger RNA, 831 nt
Organism: Schistocerca cancellata (South American locust)
Lineage: Eukaryota; Metazoa; Arthropoda; Insecta; Orthoptera; Acrididae
Exons: 1
Coding region: 1-831 (276 amino acids)
Source: RefSeq, a predicted model, not a curated record